GAGGGCUGCUCCUCGGGAAGCUGAAGGAGGGCUGCUCAAGCUCUCCUGUGUCUUGCAGAACUUCAAAACAGCGGUGCAGGAGAAUGUCACCAUCAAUGGGCAGCCCUGGGAUGAGACUAACGAUGACUCCAAGCCGCAGAGUGGUUCUGACAUUAAAACUCUUGAAGAUCAAUUUGAUAAACUAAUAGUAGUGACAACAACAAAGCGUAAGCAGUGGCCUAAAAAGAUACUGAUUCAUGCUACCCAAACCAUGAAAGCAGAGCAAGAGUUGUUGAUGCUCUACCAGCCUGUGGUACCACCAGAGGAGAUAAGAUCACCACCUUCUCAAGAUGCUUACAUCGCAGAUCUGAAGCAGCUGAUGGAAACGGCAUCCAAACACAUCAGAGGAACAAUGAAGUCUCUCCCAGGACUAAUAGAAAGAGCAGAAGGUUUUUCCCAAGUGUUAACUUGGCAACCAACCUUGGAACUCUGCAAGCUGCAGCAAGAAGUCUUUGCUCGCAAAGCAGAGAAGGAAACCAAUGUCCAAAAUUUCAUCUCACCAGGAGAAGUCACACCAACAGACACUGAUACCAAUAAAAAUGUUUUGCUUAAAAGAAGAAAAGCUGCAGCUUCACCAGAAAGAAGACGCUACCCCCUUCGACGGAGGAAGAUUGCUCUCAGCGCCUGA
This is a messenger RNA of Nestor notabilis (Kea), 667 nucleotides long. It is a transcript of the gene NSL1, whose product is annotated as NSL1, MIS12 kinetochore complex component. Gene Ontology annotation, cellular component: kinetochore; MIS12/MIND type complex. The annotation marks the transcript as partial. Lineage: Eukaryota; Metazoa; Chordata; Aves; Psittaciformes; Psittacidae. The transcript is spliced from 5 exons. Gene Ontology annotation, biological process: mitotic sister chromatid segregation. The record is from RefSeq and is a predicted model, not a curated record.